GUGCUCUAUGGACGUGUCUGUGUGUGCCUGGUGUGUGCUACUCCAAGAGAGAGAGAGAGAGAGAGAGAGAGAGAGAAAGAGAGAGCAACAAGUGUGCGCCCGAUGGCCGAGAUCUGUGCGUACACUUUACCGGGUUGAAGGUAUCAAAGGAUUCCCUGUGAUAAAUCGCGCGUGCGGUGCAACAACGCUCUGUACGUAUACGUGCGUGUGGAAGAGAGAGAGAGAGAGAAAGAGCUGGCCUUCGGGGGGAGAGUCGAGAACCUCCGCCGAUUCUUUACGGCCUCGCGCACGCGCGCGCGCGCGCGUAUUGUUUAUGGUGUGUGUGGCGGCUUUUUUACGCUGGAUUAUGGUGUAUGGCUGCAUGGGCAAAGGACACAGUUCGCUGCGCUUUUAGGUUAUGCGUGUAUACUCGCGCAGGAAAGUGUAGAGGUGAGAUUUUUUUCUUCUCAGUCCAGAGAGAGAAGUGCGUGUGUGGGGGGCUAUAGUAGCAGGUAAAGGAUCCGGUGUGCCCGUGAGUCAGAAUCGAGAGAGAGAGAGAGAGACUGCGUGCGUGAUUCUCCGCUGGAAUCGAUUUGAUCUUGAAUUUAUUCGACGGCGUACACUCACUAGCGCGUUAUCCCAAAAGGAAGUCGUUUUUUUUUUCACGCCUUACAGUGUAAUAUUUUCUAGCCGCGAGGAAAGAGCUAUCGGGCUCGGAAUCAGCUGUUUCAUUCAAACGACUCGAAAAUCAAAGUUCAAUGGGUCGAUCAAACUUGCUAUCUUUCGAGCGGACAAUGUCGUGUUAACUUUCGCACCUACAUACCCGAGAACUAGAUCGAAUACGUACAAGUGUGCGUACGCUCGUCGAUAAGCUAUCGAUCGAAUAUCGCAAAACAACGCGCAUUAUGCCCGCACGUAUGACAUACUCGCGCACACGCGCGAUAGCUAUAACUGUAAAAUCGGCUGGAGCUUGCGCGUAAAUUUGCAUAUUUCCACCUUCCGCAACUUUCUCCGCGUGUAUACGACUCGAGAGCAUGUGAGCGGCGCGCGCGUUUGAAUAAAAAAAGGAUUCGACGGCGGAGGCGAAGAAUGCCGGGACUCGACGAGCUGAUAUCUCUCGCUCGCGCGCUGCUUUUGUGUAUAAUGGCUAUAUAGGCGCGCGCGCUUACUACCUUCGCCUAUACCGCCGGUAUAUACACAAACAUCGGCGAACGCGCGCGCGUGUGUGUGUGUUGAACUCUCGGGGAGAGGCUGAUUUAUCUGCGGGAGAUUGACGAUAAGAUAUUAUGCGUGUGCCCUGGGACGACGCGCGCGUGUGUGUGUGUGCGGCUUCAAUGGUUUUAUUGUAUUUGGGAGAAAUCACGCGGACGAUAGUUGAAGUCCGUGUGCUAUCGCAAGAGAGUUAUUCCGUAUUUUCGAGCGUAAUCUGUUCUAUUUGUUUAUCGGGCGUUAUCAGGCUGCUCCGAUGGAAAAUAAAAUAAGAAGUUUGUUAAUAAUUUAAACAAAAAGCUACGGUGAUAACGAAGCAGUUUAUCUGAGUGGCGCGAAAUGAAAAAAGUUCGAAUCGUCCUAUGUUAUAGUUUUGCCUCGCUUAAAGUUUUCCCGAUAUUAUAGUUAUACGAAAAUUUCGUUGGCUCGGUUGGUCAGUUCGCGCAGAAAUCUCGUUUACGCAAGUUCAAAACAAACGCAUCGCCGUGCAACCUGGUGUCUUGCUUGAAUUACAGACAUUAGUUUAAUACACGGCUAUCAGCUGCGCUUUGCUCAUUGUGUGUUUACAACGAUUACGUUUACAAACAGUUGAUGAUAAACGUUGUAGUGUCGAAUUCGACAUUUCCCACUUGGUAGUCUGCGCUUACGCUAUAGUUGCGCAACGGUUCAACAGAUGACGCUAGGCGCUCGUCUACGGGGAGAAUUGUUUUCAUUUGUGUCGGUCAUUCGGCAUUCAUGUCGAACUUUCGUUUGUGCGCGCACUCAAGGACGUUAUAAAGUUCGAGUAAAGCAAUAAUUGUUCCGAAAUACUUGCGAGUGAAGAACAACAGUGUGUAUUAAUCCCGUUUCUUGCUAGAGUCAGAUAGUCAGUAGGAAGAAGCUGAGAUAGAAAAUUGGAGAGAGGAAAGUCGGCAUAGGUUAUGUGUAUGCUGACAAAAUGUCAACACCGUAUUUUGCUGAAGACAGUAAUGCCCUAGCUUUGGCACCGAUUCUGAAAAAUACUGUGGAUAGGCUGGCGGUCGAUGCCGAUAAAUAUGACUAUAUCAUGGCAUUUUUCAUUGCGAUCAUGGCAGAAGGUGGAUACCGUGUGAUGUGCCUCUACAAUAAAGACACAGAAACUUGGAGUACAGAGCUGACUACCAUUCCACCUUGUUGGAAAAGUGAAGGCAAAAGUACUUAUAGAGUAGACUUUCUGCAGUUCAAAAGGACUAAUGCUGGAAUCAGACUUAUCGCUAUUCCCAUGGGUGAUUGGAUUGUUUUGAAUUUGAUGUCCAAGGAAGAUUAUAUAAAUAUUAAAACCAGAUCCAUUGCAGUCAAUGUUACAAAAUAUGUAAAUAUGCACAAUAAGGAACUUGGAAAGUUCUGGCAUCUCAAGGAUUUAGCUAUGAAGUUUAAGAAUAAUCUUCUGGCACCUCUGCACUCAGAAAUUAUGAUGGUAAUAGGCGUCGCCAGUCCAAGUCUCAUAGGGAUUCCAGAUGAAAUAAGACAAAACAUCUGUAGAAUGCUGGAUACAAAGAGUCGAACAAACUUGGAGAAGUCUUGUUCAUUUAAAAAAACUUGAGCAGCUGAAACAGCUUUGAAAAUUGAUACUUUGUAAAUAGUUGUGUAAAUUCAGACUGUCUCAAAUACUGAUCUUCCACGCUAGUAGAAAACUAAAAGAAUUUAAUGUGAUUAAUUAAAAAAUAUAGCAGAUCUUCAAAUGUUAUUUUGUACUGAUUUUGUAAAUAAGAGUUAACGAUAAAACGCUGUGAAACGUAUUGAGUACAAUGUUACGAUUCUACGAUUUGUUAAUUUAAGAUAUUUAAACGCGAGUUGGAUUAAAGCAUAUUUCUAUACUUUUAUAUUGUAAUAUCGAAAUUAAUCCUAUGGAUUUGUUCUAUCGUAAUUAAAAAUAUGUAUUUUUCUAUCAAACUGUACGAGUAACUUUAUCGAUAAUUUGUACAGCGAACAUAUUUUGUACUUAUUUAGCGUCUUUAAUCUUACAAUAAAAGCUCUUUCUCGGAAGAAAUCUUUGUACUUCCUUGAACAGCCUGAACCAA
Molecule: messenger RNA, 3227 nt
Organism: Nasonia vitripennis (jewel wasp)
Lineage: Eukaryota; Metazoa; Arthropoda; Insecta; Hymenoptera; Pteromalidae
Exons: 3
Coding region: 2126-2749 (207 amino acids)
Source: RefSeq, a predicted model, not a curated record